AUGGUUGGCGUCCCCAAAAGUAAGGGCUGCCAAACUUGCAUCAAACGACGUGUGAAAUGUGAUCUAUUACGACCAAAAUGCACUCAAUGCCAAAAAUACGGCGUCGAAUGUCCCGGCUACAUUCGAAACCGCAAGUUCAUAAACGAAGGACCUCAACUCGGAGCCCGAUUUGGCAAAAAGCCAGAAUCAACGCCAGAAUCAAUCGACGAGCGUAUCGCACCCUCACUCGUUUCCAGAACAAUGGGCAAGCAACAACCAGUCAUCUUUGGCGACUUCGUCAUGGCCUCAUUCACACGCUGGUUCGGACUAAACAGAUACCGAGUGCAUGUACCGUGGACAACAUACGUCGCCCAGCACGGCGGAAAGAGUCCAGCAUUUGACGCGGCCGUCUAUAGCAUGAACUUGGUUUUCAUGGGAUACACCCAUGUCGAUGAUAAGCUGCAGCGCUCGAGUCAGGAGAUGUAUAGUAAAGCGCUGCGGCUGUUUGGCGAUAGGAUUCGAGAUGAGGCUGCCAUGAAGUCUCGGGAGAGUGUUAGCAUUACGAUCGUGCUGAGCCUGUUCGAGGCAUAUUCGCCUACGAACCCGGACUCGUGGGCUCACCAUGCUGGUGGGACGGCUUUGCUCAUGGCCCAUCGUGGCCCUGAUGCUCAUUUGACGGGCUUUGACCGCUGUCUUUAUCUCUCUUUCAGAAGUUUCAUUAUUGCUGAAGCUUUCUUGAACGGCAAACGGUGUAUAUUCGAACAGCCGGAGUGGCAGGCCCAUGUCCAUCAAGUUCGUCGGGAGGAUAUGGCUGAUCCACGGGUUGAUGGACCUAUUGCUCUCUUCAUCGACUUGCAGGAUCGAAUAUUUAUUGAAGUUGCGAAGAUUCCGGGGUUGCUAUUUGAGUCUCGACGGUUGAGACAAACGGAUCACCCGGAACAGACUGCACAACAGCUCUCGGCACGAGCUUUGAGCUGUAGCCAGGUCAUUUAUACCUUCUCGUCUCACCUUCGUCUAGCCGCUGCGGUGCAGAAGUAUCAAUGGUGUAAGCCAGACGAUAAUAACGGCACUGAAUCUAUCGACAGAGCUGGUUUCAUUGGUCCCAUUCCCUCAACUUUCCCGCAGGAAUUUGCGAACAGCGUUCUCCGUGGCUGCGACAUUUGUAGGUACAUUCUUGGUCUUCUAGUCGAUUAUCUUGAUGGCUACGAGAUGGACGCUCAAUGCGGCGAGGUGGAUGAGACAGAGAAUGUGGACCUUUUGCCAUUUCACCUCAUUUCCAAGGUUCGAGGGUCCAAAGACUCCAAUUUGACACCGACCGAAGCAGGUGGCCUUGAAAAAGAGCUGCCAUCACCUAAUAAAUGGCUUGAUCUGGUUGCAGCCUCCAUGGGGCUCGAGGCAUUCGAUAUUAUCACAUACCCAAGCAAAAGUCGCUCGCCUAAACCUGUUGUCGAUGAACAAUGGGAUGCUGCUCUCGCGGUGCGAUAA
Molecule: messenger RNA, 1464 nt
Organism: Penicillium antarcticum
Lineage: Eukaryota; Fungi; Ascomycota; Eurotiomycetes; Eurotiales; Aspergillaceae
Exons: 2
Coding region: 1-1464 (487 amino acids)
Biological process (GO): regulation of DNA-templated transcription
Molecular function (GO): DNA-binding transcription factor activity, RNA polymerase II-specific; zinc ion binding
Source: RefSeq, a predicted model, not a curated record